Molecule: messenger RNA, 1587 nt
Organism: Heterocephalus glaber (naked mole-rat)
Lineage: Eukaryota; Metazoa; Chordata; Mammalia; Rodentia; Bathyergidae
Source: RefSeq, a predicted model, not a curated record
UUCAGUGCCAUAUUUUUUUAUUUUCCCAGGGUGCUUGUACACCUCACCCAGUUUUAUCUUGCACUAGCUCAGCGGCAGUUUUUCUUACUCCCACUUCUCAGAAGAGGGAGCUAUAGCUAGAGAAGUUGAGAUAGGGGCAAAUUCAAACGAUGCCCUGAACACGUAUUAUAUCCCAAGCAUUGUUCUAGGAGGUGGUUUAGGGAACAAAACAAAAUUUCCUGACUACCUGGGGCCUACGUCUGUGGAAGGAGGAAGACAAUAAACAAGAUAUACGGCAAGUCUUAACAAGUGUUAAGAAGAGAAAUGAAGCAUAGUGGGCUGCAGUCAGGUGACAUUCUGCAGACUUCGGACUCACCAGUGGUGUUUCAUUCUGUUUAAUGUCAUACUAUUUCAUGCUUUGCUUUUUGGGGCUGAAUUUGUGGAAGAAUACUUUCUGCAUUCUCUGCCUCCUGUAGACAUGAAAGUUCUUGAAAUUAAGGAUAAGGCAAGAAAAUUGAACAUGGAACCAGUACGAAGUAAUCCCUCUGAAUAUUAUGUCCUCAGCCAGUCAGAGGUGUGUAAAGAGAAGAAUAUUGUUUUGCUCUCUCUUAUCUUCAGUAGCCCAGAAAAUGGAACAAGACGGGACCUCAUUAGGAAAACCUGGGGUAAUGUGACUAGUGUCCAAGGGCACCUCAUUCUUACACUGUUUGCUCUAGGAAUGCCUGCUUUGGUAACUACUCAGAAAGAGAUAGACAAAGAAUCCCAUAAGAAUAAUGAUAUAAUUGAAGGAAUCUUUCUGGACAGUCCUGAGAACCAGACCCUGAAGAUCAUUGCCAUGACUCAGUGGGCUGUCACUUUUUGCCCUAAUGCUCUAUUCAUUCUCAAGGUCGAUGAAGAGAUGUUCGUCAAUCUACCAACCUUGGUCGACUAUCUUCUUAAUCUGAAAGGACAUCUUGAAGAUAUUUAUGUAGGAAGAGUUAUCCAUCAAGAUACACCCAACAGAGACCCUCAUAGCCAAGAAUUUGUCUCCCUUAGUGAGUAUCCAGAAACAUACUACCCAGAUUACUGCAGUGGUGAGGCUUUUAUAAUGUCCCAAGAAGUGGCUCGGAUGAUGUAUGUGGUUUUUAAAGAAGUACCCAUUAUGGUGCCUGCUGACGUGUUUGUAGGAAUUUGUGCAAAGACCAUUGGCCUUAAACCUAUCCACAGUUCAAGGUUUUCCGGAAAAAGGCAUAUCAGAUACAACAGAUGUUGCUAUAAGUUCAUUUUUACAUCCUCAGAAAUUAUCGAUGCUGAAAUGCCCUUAGCAUGGAAGGAAAUUAAUGAUGGGAAAGAAUGUUCACUGUUUGAGACUUACUAUGGGCUCAUUUCCUGCAAACUUCUGACAUACCUUGACAGCUUUAAACGUUUUCACAUGGGGACCAUAAAAUACGACGUUAUGUAUCUUAGUGAUUAAGAUUUCUUUGUUUUUCUUCUAAGUCUAUUAUUUUUAAAUUGCCUUCUACUCAUUAUAGAAAGCAACCCUCUGUCUUCAUGUUAUAUAUGGUUUCUCUGAAUCUUUAUUCAUAUUUAGCUUUGAUAUUCUUAGUGGUUUGAUGUACUCAAUCAUCU